CUCCUCCCUCCCCAGACUUUAGACUUGUUCCUUCAGCUCAUCACCUCCAACCCCAAGACCAGGAGGACUUUGUUCGUUCUCCUCCAGUUCUACUUCCCCAAAUCAAAUCAAAUUCCAACACACGAGAGCUCCUUCUAGAAGCAUAGUACGUAUCUUUGCUGCAAGACAAAGAAGCGGCACAUGCGACAAGAUUAAGGAACAAGCGAGGCUAAUUUUAAAGGUGCACGUUCCGGUUCAGAUUAUCAGUGGGGUCGCUGAGCGAAGCCCAAAAGGCUCACCGUAAAGCAAGGAGCAAAGAUAGGGUAGCGUACAUGGGUUGUGGGGCGUCGAAAUGGAGGGGUCCCGGUGUUGUGCGCCGGGGGAGGCCAAGAAGUGUCGGGGAGGUGGUCGUCUUCCUCCCGGGGCUCCGGGUACCUAGGACCGUAGACUUCUCGCAGUCUCUCGGUGAUCACCUCGACAAGAGCACGGUGGAGAGGCUGUCUUCUCUAAGAGCAACGGUCAUGACAAUGGCAAUGCAGGAAUCGGCCAUGGCCCUGAAGCCGAGGCGAAGGGCGACGCGGCACGGAGGGUCUGGCACUGCUAAUCUUCUCCAGGCUUUGGAAGACUACCUGCCAGUUCUGCUAGGACUGGUGAAAGAAAGUGAGUUUUGUUUGAGAAACAAAGUGCAGUUUGUUUGGGCUAACCAAGAGGACGAUGCUGAGGAGACAUCCAUGGCUGAUGCUUGGUAUGAGGUGCUGUCUGUGCUGCACCUCAUGGCCAUGGUGUGCUUCCUGCAGGCCAACUCCCUGCUUCUGCCGAGGUCAUACGGCGAGGGCCAUGGGCCAAGGGUCUCUGAAGAGAGCAGGCGAGCCACUGUUGAUGUUUUCUUGAAAGCCGGUGGGUACUUGGAUUGUGCAAUUAAUCAAGUACUUCCGCAGAUACCGCCUGAAAAAAGAAGGGCACUCCCGGUAGAUCUAGUUGAGGGAAAUCUAAAAGCUCUUAGCUUGCAAGGACUUGGCCAGGGAGUUGAUAUGCAACUUGGAUUGGCAAUUGAUAAUCCAAAGGCCACUUUAGCAGUCAAACGGCGUUUAGCUUGCGAGAUGGUCAAAUAUUGGCAGCAGAUUAAGGAUAGCAUACCAGAGCUUCCUUUGUCGGAUGGAUGGGCGAAAAAGCACACACUAUUUGUUAAGUGGAAGUAUGCUGAAGCAAAGGCUGCUGCAUACUACUUCCAUGGGUUGAUUCUUGAUGAGGGAAACACCGAGAAAUCACAGGAGAUGGCAACAUCAUCCCUACAAGCGUCAGAGGAGUUUCUGAAAGAGAGCAAAAGAGCCUCUGAGGUCUUCCAUUCGACUCCUCCGACAUCAAGGAUCUCAACUCCUUUCGGAACAACCAAACAUCUCUUGGAUAUGAUCCCAAAAGAGACAUUAAGCAAGCUACAGAAUAACCAGGACCUUAACACCCAAGAAAGAACAUCGAAUACCGGAGUCAGCCGGAUCAUCACACCGCCGCCUCCAUUGCCAGAUUUCCCUUUGGCCCUAAAUCCUGAGGAAUAUGAGCUUCCCCAAUUAGGCCCGCUGUUGAAGAAGGAAGCUAACCACUAAUAAAGUUUCGUUACCAAGCUCAGGCAAGAACGAAGGCCUUCUUCUAAAAGGGAUCACUCCUCCGCAGCUGAAAAAGAACACAAAUUCUGCAACACUUUAGAGGACAAUAGUGAGAAACGAAGUCUAUUACGCCGAAUGUUAGAAAGAAAAACAAUUUUAUUAAUGUCGACCAGUUAAAAUGAAUUACCCAGCAAGGUCCAAGGAUCUGAAGAGCAUUGUACAGACGGAUCUUUUCUUGUGAAUUACACAAAUGCUUUUGUUGACAGAUUUCUAGCCACCAACUUUGCUAGAAAAGUAUAAAGUAAGCAUUCAGUAUAUCCUCUCAUCCGGUGCUGCUCAUUAAAAUCACAGGAUGGAUUUCAGUCCAUUCUGUGAACUUUUGUGAUCCUUUUUUUUGUGCCAAAAAGUACCAAAAGGGGACCCACAACUUGUUUAACUUCAAGAGAUUUUUUUUUUUUUGCGGAGAACCUCAAGAGAAAUUAUAUGUAGUACAUAAUGUACAUAUUACAUGACGCAUAGUUGGAUAAAAACAACAUUAUCGCAGUACAUAUUUUGAAACAUGGUGCUUCCACAAUUGAACUUUAACAGAUACCAAGAGUGGU
Molecule: messenger RNA, 2182 nt
Organism: Triticum aestivum (bread wheat)
Lineage: Eukaryota; Viridiplantae; Streptophyta; Magnoliopsida; Poales; Poaceae
Exons: 13
Coding region: 312-1580 (422 amino acids)
Source: RefSeq, a predicted model, not a curated record